This is a messenger RNA of Oncorhynchus keta (chum salmon), 945 nucleotides long. Its product is annotated as guanine nucleotide-binding protein G(I)/G(S)/G(O) subunit gamma-7. Gene Ontology annotation, biological process: G protein-coupled receptor signaling pathway. The transcript is spliced from 4 exons. Gene Ontology annotation, molecular function: G-protein beta-subunit binding. NCBI's taxonomy places the organism in Eukaryota, Metazoa, Chordata, Actinopteri, Salmoniformes, Salmonidae. The record is from RefSeq and is a predicted model, not a curated record. Gene Ontology annotation, cellular component: heterotrimeric G-protein complex. The coding region runs from base 662 to 868 and encodes 68 amino acids.
GGGUGGACAGACACCGCUAGCCAACAGAGGGGGUGGCGUUUGAUUCGGUAAAAACCGAGAUUGAACGAACGGACUGUGGAACCGACGAAGCUGCCCCUUUAAAUCAGGAAUACAGCGCAUUCGGAGGAGGUGAAGGUUUACAGCUGACCAUCUGACCUGAGGUCACAACCACUCCUGUCCAUCUGACCUGAGGUCACAACCACUCCUGUCCAUCUGACCUGAGGUCACAACCACUCCUGUCCAUCUGACCUGAGGUCACAACCACUCCUGUCCAUCUGACCUGAGGUCACAACCACUCCUGUCCAUCUGACCUGAGGUCACAACCACUCCUGUCCAUCUGACCUGAGGUCACAACCACUCCUGUCCAUCUGACCUGAGGUCACAACCACUCCUGUCCAUCUGACCUGAGGUCACAACCACUCCUGUCCAUCUGACCUGAGGUCACAACCACUCCUGUCCAUCUGAGUGACCCAACUCACCUGGUCAGUUCCCCUGCACACACACACCUGUUCUACCUGGUACACCUGUCUAUCAACCCAACACACACCUGCCCUGCCUGGUACACCUGUCUAUCAACCCAACACACACCUGUCUGGCCACUGGAGCAGACUCCAAUCUGCACACCAUCCACUAGUGGGGGUGUGUGUCUUGAUGGAUCAGGAUGUCAACCAAUAACAACAUCGCCCAGGCCAGGAAACUGGUGGAACAACUGAGGAUUGAGGCAGGGAUCGAACGUAUUAAGGUUUCUAAGGCAGCAGCAGACCUGAUGAGUUACUGUGAGCAGCACGCCCGUAACGAUCCGCUCCUCGUUGGCGUCCCAACGUCAGAAAACCCUUUCAAAGAUAAGAAACCCUGCAUCAUCCUAUAGCUGCACACUUGUCUCUGCCCAUCAGACACACACACACACACACACACUCACUCACUCACUCACUCACUCACUCACUC